CUUCCACAAGGUCCCAUGGCCCCAGUAUUUCCCAGCGGUGGCUUCUCUAAAUUCCAUCGCCUAACCAUCUUACGGUCGCAUAGCGUAAGUACUAAGCUUUGAAGCAUCAGUGUCAAUAGGUUAACUUGACUUAAUCCUCCUCACCUUUUGUAAACUCACACUUGCAACCAACACAUUCCCCUCUCUUUAAUCACACUCGAAUUCACAAACAUACCUGUUUACUCUUGGUUUUCCUUUAAAAACAAAGUAACACGCUUCCUACUACCUACAUACUCCCCCCAUUCUUGUUUCCACUCCUCCCUCGUCCACCGCUCACACUUCAACUCAACACAUUUGAACCACAUCGCAAACCCAUACACUCGAGAGUACAACAUUGACCAAAAGCUACAAUGGUCAAAGAGACAAAGCUCUACGACACUCUUAAUGUCAAGCCUGAGGCUUCUCAAGACGAGAUUAAGAAGGGGUACAAGAAAGCAGCCUUGAAAUGGCACCCAGACAAGAACAAGAACAGCCCCGAUGCGGCUGAAAAGUUCAAAGAAUGCUCGCAAGCAUACGAGAUUCUCUCCGACCCCGAAAAGCGCAAGAUUUAUGAUUCAUAUGGUCUCGAAUUCCUCCUCCGUGGUGGUACCGCUCAACCCGAAAGCGGUGCCGGUGCCGGUGGCAAUCCCUUUGCCGCUGGAGGCAUGCCUGGCGGAUUCAACUUCGAAGGCGGUAUGCCCGGUGGAGGCACCCGAACUUUCCACUUCAACACCGGAGGCGGUGGUGCUGGCGGCUUUGGUUUCAGUAACCCCGAAGACAUCUUCGCCGAGUUCAUGCGCAACGGAGCCGGCGGUAUGCACGGCGGCGUUGAUGAUGAGGACAUGGCUGGCAUGUUCGGCGGAUUUGGUGGAGGUCCUCGCAGUCGUGCUUCGCGCACGCGAUCAGGCUUCGAUGGACGAGCCAGGGAAACGACACCAGAGGUUACAACUGUUGAGCGACCUCUUCCUCUGACCCUUGAGGAGUUGUUCAACGGCGUUACCAAGAAGAUGAAGAUCAAGCGUAAGACGUUCGAUGAUUCCACCCAGAAGCGGGUGCAGACCGACCAAAUUCUCGAAGUUCCCAUCAAGCCUGGUCUGAAGAAGGGCUCCAAGAUCAAGUUCAACGGAGUUGGUGAUCAAGUAGAGGGAGGUCGCCAAGAUCUUCACUUUAUCGUCGAAGAGAAGGAACACCCUCUCUACAAGCGCGAGGACAACGACCUCGUCCACACAGUCACUCUUGACCUAAAGGAGGCCCUUACUGGAUGGCGAAGAACAGUGACUACGAUCGAUGGCCGACAGCUCAACUUAGAGAAGGGCGGUCCUACCCAGCCCAACAGCGAGGAGCGUUACCCCGGUCUGGGCAUGCCAAUUUCGAAGAAACCGGGCCAGCGAGGCGAUUUUGUCAUCAAGUACAAGAUCAACUUCCCAUCAAGUUUGACUGCAGACCAGAAGCAGAAGUUGAGGGAGAUCCUAUAGAGGCUCGCCGCGAGCGAAAACAUUUGCAAUUCUGGCCGGAUACUAGAGAUGUGCUGGAAUUUUGUUCAAGCCAGCAACAUCAAGAUUCGGUUGCAAAAGCUUGCAUUACACAUGAUUGGUGUUAUGGCGUUGGGAACUUUACGAAUAAUGAAAAGAGUGGAAGUCUGAUGAAUGGACCUCGUCCCUUGAAGGAGCUCAGGUUGAAGAAUACAAAGUUAUAGGCGGAUGAAAGGGAGUUGAUUAGCAUGUGGCCUUUGAUAUCCAUUUGAUGGUUGUUUAAUUAGUAGUACUUAUGUCUUAUAUAGCUGUCUAAUAUUGAGGCAGGUUUGAACAUUCGA
Fusarium graminearum PH-1 is the source of this 1831-nucleotide messenger RNA. RefSeq lists its product as uncharacterized. Gene Ontology annotation, cellular component: cytosol. The record is from RefSeq and is a predicted model, not a curated record. The transcript is spliced from 3 exons. Gene Ontology annotation, molecular function: protein-folding chaperone binding. The coding region runs from base 390 to 1493 and encodes 367 amino acids. Gene Ontology annotation, biological process: translational initiation. Lineage: Eukaryota; Fungi; Ascomycota; Sordariomycetes; Hypocreales; Nectriaceae.